Messenger RNA from Daucus carota subsp. sativus, 1409 nucleotides. Its product is annotated as guanylyl cyclase 1-like. The transcript is spliced from 10 exons. Lineage: Eukaryota; Viridiplantae; Streptophyta; Magnoliopsida; Apiales; Apiaceae. The record is from RefSeq and is a predicted model, not a curated record. Bases 265 to 1074 code for a protein of 269 amino acids.
ACUUACUGAGCCGCCGGAAAAGGCCAUUUCUCAUGAUUAGUGAGCCAAUAGCUCAACCGCUUUGACUUUCAAAGGACCAAUCCUCCCAUUUCAAUUCUCAUCAUCGUCACCAAUUUCUCCUCUUUUUUCUUCAAUCUAAGGUGAUGGAUAACAGCAACUAAUAGAAACUUUACAAGAACAAGUGAAGGCUGAUCAGUUGUUUACAGCUCGUGGUGUUUAUGUGCAAGAAUUAGCCCAUACCUCCACAUAUUAAUCUGGUCCUCAAUGUGGCCUUUACAUGUUCUCGUAAAUAAGCUUUUGGGUACAGAUGAACUAGAUGACGAACAAUCAGAUGAAAAUCAUUGGAGCUUGGUUGAAUUCUUUUCAUUCAGACAGUCAGUUAUGAAUGGGAAUUAUGAUACUGCGCUCUUGCCUAGAUCAUAUUUUGUAGAUGUGCCACACAUCCACCAACUACGCACAUGGGAUUGUGGACUCUAUUGUGUUUUGAUGGCAUUAAGAACACUUGGUAUAAAAAACUGUAAUAUUCAAGAACUGGAUAAGUUAUGCUGUACCACAAGUAUUUGGACGGUUGAUCUCGCAUAUCUGCUGCAGAAGUUUGCUGUAAAUUUUUCCUACUUCACUGUAACAUUGGGAGCAAAUCCAAAAUUUUCUGCAGAGAUAUUCUACAAGGAGCAAUUGCCUAAUGAUUCUGCGCGAGUGGAUACACUCUUUCAGAAAGCAAUGGAUGCUGGAAUUAGUAUAGAGUGCAGGUCAAUCAGUGGAGAACAACUCUCUCUUUUAAUAUUGUCAGGAAAGUAUAUAGCAAUUGCAUUGGUUGACCAAUACACAUUAAGUCGGUCAUGGCUAGAAGAUUGUUGUGUCUCAAGCUUGUGCAAUGGCAGCUUUAGUUACACUGGUCAUUAUGUCGUAAUAUCUGGCUAUGAUGCUGUAAGAGAUGAGUUUGAGAUUCGAGAUCCAGCUAGUUCGAGGAAACUUGAGCGGAUCACAUCAAGAUGUCUGGAAAAAGCCCGCAAAUCGUUUGGUACUGAUGAGGAUCUGCUACUGAUAUCCUUGGCAAAGCCAAAGAAUCAGUAAUAGCCCAGAAAUGAAGCGUCUCUUCUUCAAAGUAUCAGUAAUUCUCAUCCCCUUGUAUGAACCUGCUUGUUGCAUCAGUGGCACAUUAUAUGGUUCAUUUUCUGCUGUCAUCUAUACGUGUAACAGGAUCUUAAUGACCAGUUGUCUUGCAUAGGAGUCGCAAUGUGGUAUAUAAGUACGGAUCACAAUACAUAUGUGCUUUUUGCAUAUAUUCAUGUCAGAAUAGUUAAAUGAAGCAAAUAAAUAUAGACAGUGUGGUUACAGAAGCAAAUAAUUCUUGUUUGCAGUCGGAAUUUUACAUCUAGGAAAUUCUGCUCACCUCAAGUUUACUUUGA